UACCAACACCUGUGUGUGUUUAUUUAAACAUUAUUGUCUAGUAAAUAAGAUGGAAAUGACCAACAUGUCAAAAUCUAUUGCAAGUUUUUAGAUUGUUCAGGUCAGAAAUCAUUGUACACAUCAUAAUAUUCACUCAUUACAGCAUACAUGACUUAAGCAAAGACUUAGUAAAAUACUGCACAAAUCUAUCAUGUCAUUUGUCAACGGUCAGUUUUCAGAGUUUAUAGAAAAUAAAGGUUAUUUUUCCAUUUCCGUGCUGAAACAAUUGGUUAAGAAAUGCAAAAAUACACUGAAAAGCUUAAAGAUAAAAGGAUAAUCUGUGUGUAAAUGAACUGAAAUCAUCCUUUGAUCUGACUUUUUUUUAUUCUCUGAUUUCUAUGUCGAGAUUUCUCACAGAUUUUUUUUCACAAUGACCGUUGAAAUGUGGCUGCUUGCCGUUUCGGCGCCGCUGCUUCCCGCCAUCGUCGCCGUGUCCAGUCGCUACGGCGACAAAGUUUCCACGCUGUGUCACCGAGCUGUGGCCUGGCUGCUGAGGUUGGUGCGAGGCGGCGUGUGCGCGAGGAGGACACACGCCUUUGUCUUCUCCAGCUGCACACACGGCAACGUCCACAGCGUCCUGGAGACCUUUGACCUCUAUGCUGACACUCACGCCUCUGCAGCCAUUGGUCCAGAGACUGGUGAGGUGUUGGAUGACGUGGUAAAGCGUGUCCGUCCGUCCCGAGUGUUGGAGCUGGGGACGCACUGUGGCUACAGCUCAGUCCGCGUGCUGCGUCUGCUGCCCCCUGCUGGCAGACUGGUCACAGUGGAGCUGGACCCUCUCACAGCAGAUUUGGGAGAGGAGAUCAUCCUGGUGGCAGGUUUCAAACACGCUCAGUUCCAGGUGUUGACGUCCAGCUCAGCUGAGGUCAUCCCCACACUGCACUCAGUCCUGGAACCCGCUCAGAAGAGCAGUGAUGGCUUCAGCCUGGUGCUCAUGGACCACGAUGCACAGCAGUUUCUCCCAGACCUGCUGGCUCUGGAGGAAGAGGAGCUGCUCUGCUCCUCCGGCUGCUCCGUCCUGCUGAUCAACAGGAGACAAAGAGCCGAGGAUCUCAGGGAAAUCCUGGAUCAUGUCAGAGUGAGACCGGACUGCUUCUGCGUGAAGAUGGAGCGUCCGUGCGUCGUGGAAAUCUUUUACCAGAAGGACAAGGCAGGAUUAUAAAGUCUGUGGAUUUUAAAACACUUUAUACAAACUGGCAAAUAAAUAAAAAUGUUUUUUUGUCUUUGUCUACGGCAACCAUUGGAAGUUAUUGAUACCAGUGAAACAACUGAUUCUUAAAUAAGUAGUAAUCAGAUUAAGAUUAUGGAGUUUUCUGAUUUCAAUCACACAAUGUAGAGCAAUAAAUCCAGAGCUUUUUAUAAAUGGAGCCACUUUAUAAAAAUGACCUAUUUUACAAACUAAAUCAUGACUAGGCCAAAUUUGAGCAGAACAUAACAUGUAACUCUUCAAUUUCUGUAAUAUUUCAUAUUCUGAAUUGAUAAACCAAACAUUUUCAAGAAAUCUAACAUCUCACACGACACAAGAUUCUGACACAGUCUCUGUGAUUGACGGAUGUAGACUAUAUUCACCUUAAUCAGAUUAAAAUCCUACUGGAGUUUUCACAGUAGUGGACGUAAUGAAGCUGUGAGUCACACUCGGACAAUAAUUACUCUGUGAUAUUUAAACAGGAAUAUGAAAGGAAUGAUCAAUUAGCAACUCAUGUAAAUAACAUAAUCUGAAACAUGGCUUGCUUAAGCGUGGCUACGUCGUGUUACAGCUUUGUUUCCGACCGCUGAGGUUGCCGCGCGCCAUAAAAGGAAACAAGAACUCCUAACCUUCACCCCUCACGUGUAUUUAUGUUAUAUGAAUAAUUACUACAACCAAAAAUAACAUUCUUGUUAUUUAAAAUCCCCCCAAAACAAUUCAGGUUUACUCUGCAUGCACGUUUAUGACGUCACAAACAAACUUAGAUUGAAAAGGUCGCUUGGCAACAAACUGUAACAGAUGUAACACUGCAGAGUAGCCACUAGAUGGCAUGCUCUGCUUUUUUAAAGGAAUACAAACUGAAGCAUUUUCACUGGAUCGGUCUCAUGUGUCUUUAAAGGGCAAUGCCCCCUUUUUUAAGAGCUCUCACCUCACCACGCUCAGAAAUGUCAGCCUUUGGAUUUGAUGUCAUAGCUCCUGAUCUGUUGAUGAUGAGGUGGAUGAUCCACAGCUGUUUACCCCUGACACACACUCCACUCCCCCUGUGCAUGCUGCAUUAGUCACUUCCACACACCUAU
This is a messenger RNA of Solea senegalensis (Senegalese sole), 2301 nucleotides long. RefSeq names its product transmembrane O-methyltransferase homolog. Gene Ontology annotation, molecular function: catechol O-methyltransferase activity. Bases 410 to 1201 code for a protein of 263 amino acids. Lineage: Eukaryota; Metazoa; Chordata; Actinopteri; Pleuronectiformes; Soleidae. The record is from RefSeq and is a predicted model, not a curated record. The transcript has 3 exons. Gene Ontology annotation, biological process: catecholamine catabolic process; developmental process; dopamine metabolic process.